AUGUCUUCCACCACCCACAACCACAUCCACGAAAACAACCACCACAACGGUUCUCACGUAGCCAAAAAACCCAACCUUUCCACCUCCGUUAUAACUGCGUCGGAAAUCAAAUCCGAAUUCGCCCACCACGACGCCUCCGUCGCGCGUAUCAACAACGGCAGCUUCGGCUGCUGCCCCGCCUCCAUCCGCGCUGCGCAGCACCGCUGGCAGCUCCAGUACCUCCGCCAGCCUGACCACUUUUACUUCAAUGAGCUCAAAACCGGCAUCCUCCAAUCUCGAACCCUAAUCAAGGACCUCGUCAACGCCGACCACGUCGACGAGAUCUCUAUCGUCGACAACGCCACCACCGCCGCCGCCAUUGUCCUCCAGCACACCGCAUGGAACUUCCGCGAAGGAAGGUUUCAGAAAGGCGACGUUGUCCUCAUGCUCCACUACGCGUACGGCGCCGUUAAGAAAUCCAUGGAAGCGUACGUCACACGCGCCGGAGGUAACGUUGUCGAGGUUCCCCUCCCUUUCCCCGUAAACUCCAAUGACGAGAUCGUUUCUGAGUUUAGGAAGGCAUUGGAGAGAGGAAAUAGUAACGGAAAAAGGGUUAGGUUAGCGGUGAUUGAUCACGUCACUUCCAUGCCGUGUGUGGUUAUUCCUGUUAAGGAGUUGAUUCAGAUUUGCAGGGAGGAAGGGGUGGACCAGGUUUUUGUCGACGCUGCACAUUCCAUUGGGUGCACUGAUGUUGAUAUGAAGGAAAUUGGUGCUGAUUUUUACACUAGUAAUUUGCAUAAGUGGUUCUUUUGUCCUCCUUCAAUUGCGUUUUUGUAUACUCGUAGGAACCUUAAGGGUUCUGUUUCUGGUUCUGAUUUGCAUCACCCUGUGGUGUCUCAUGAGUAUGGCAAUGGCUUGGCUGUGGAGAGUGCUUGGAUUGGAACCAGGGAUUAUAGUGCUCAGUUGGUUGUUCCUGCCGCGGUGGAGUUUGUUAACCGGUUUGAAGGAGGUAUUGAGGGGAUCAAGAAGAGGAAUCAUGAGGCUGUUAUGGAGAUGGGGGAGAUGCUGGCGAAGGCUUGGGGGACUCAUCUCGGGAGUCCGGCGGAUAUGUGUGCUAGCAUGGUUAUGGUUGGCUUGCCUCCUUGUUUGGGGAUUGGAAGCGAUUCUGAUGCUCUCAAGUUGAGGACACAUUUGAGGGAUGCUUUUGCGGUUGAGGUUCCGUUAUAUUAUCGGCCGCCAAGAGAAGGGGAAGUUGGGGUGGUUACUGGGUAUGCGAGAAUUUCUCAUCAAGUGUAUAACAAAGUUGAUGACUAUUACAAGUUCAGGGACGCCGUUAACCAACUUGUGCAAAAUGGGUUCACUUGUGCUGAUCUUUCGGAUUGA
Messenger RNA from Sphenostylis stenocarpa, 1362 nucleotides. NCBI's taxonomy places the organism in Eukaryota, Viridiplantae, Streptophyta, Magnoliopsida, Fabales, Fabaceae. The record is from the annotation of a GenBank genome assembly.